AUGGAGCUGGAGCACUUUGAUGAGCGGGACAAGGCUCAAAGAUAUACCCGAAGGGGCUCAAGAGGGAAUGGGCUCCCCAGUCCCACUCAUAGCGCCCACUGCAGCCUGUACAGAACCAGGACACUGCAAGCACUGACCACAGAAAAGAAGGCCAAGAAGGUUCGUUUCUAUCGCAAUGGGGACCGCUAUUUCAAAGGGAUUGUCUAUGCCAUCUCUCAGGAGAGAUUUAGGUCUAUUGAAGCACUCCUGGCCGACCUCACAAGAUCUCUGUCAGAUAAUGUCAACUUGCCACAAGGGGUGCGGACCAUAUACACCAUUGAUGGGACAACAAGGAUCACCUGCAUGGACCAGCUAGUGGAAGGGGAGAGCUAUGUUUGUGCAUCCAUAGAGCCUUACAAGAUGCUGGACUACACAAAGAAUGUAAAUCCCAACUGGGCAGUCGGUGCUAGGACUGCUUUGGCCAUCCGUGAGCCUUCUUCCCUUGGUAGCGCUAUGGCUGGAUUCCUGGAAACCAGGGAGGGCAAAGACUUUAUUAAGCCCAAACUGGUAACCAUUGUCCGCAGUGGAGUAAAGCCUCGCAAGGCCGUACGGAUCUUGCUCAAUAAGAAAACUGCACACUCCUUUGAGCAAGUCAUGACCGACAUCACAGACGCCAUCAAGCUGGACUCUGGUGUUGUCAAAAGGCUGUAUACUGUUGACGGCAAGAUGGUCACCUGCCUUCAGGACUUUUUUGGGGAGGAUGAUAUCUUCUUUGCCUGUGGCCCUGAAAAGUUUCGUUAUCAGGAUGACUUUAACUUGGAUGAAGGUGAGUGCAGGGUGGCAAAGUCUGUAUCCUAUGGCCGGCUCCCCUCCGUGCAGGGUCUCUCUUCCCCAAGAGGUGGUGGGAUGUCCCGCAGGAGCAAGUCCCCGUCAUCCCCUGGUUCAGCUAAUGGCACUGCAAGCAGUCAGCUGUCCACCCCUCGAUCUGGGAAGUCUCCAAGCCCCUCUCCGACCAGUCCAGCUAGCCUCCGAAGACGACGGGGAUCUCAACACAGUGGCUCUUCACUGUCUUUAGCGUCUACCAAGGUUUGCAGCUCAAUGGAUGAAGGAGAUGGGCCUGGCAGUGAAGCUGAGCCAGUGGAUGAAUACCCCUCAGUGCCUGCAUCCAUAGCUGAGAGGUACAAAGUGGGGAGGACUUUAGGGGAUGGAAACUUUGCUGUGGUCCGAGAGUGUGUGGAGAGAUCCACUGGAAGAGAGUACGCUUUGAAAAUCAUCAGCAAAGAUAAAUGCAGGGGAAAGGAGCACAUGAUCCAGAGUGAAGUGUCAAUCCUUCGGCAUGUGAAACAUCCCAACAUCGUACUUUUAAUUGAGGAAAUGGACACCUAUAGUGAGCUCUAUCUUGUAAUGGAGUUGGUUAAGGGGGGCGAUCUCUUUGAUGCAAUCACCUCCACAAACAAAUACACAGAGCGAGACGCCAGCUGUAUGCUGUUCAAUCUGGCAAGUGCCAUCAAGUACCUGCACAGCCUCAAUAUUGUCCACAGAGACAUAAAACCAGAAAACCUGUUGGUGUUUGAACACCAUGAUGGCAGUAAGUCUCUUAAGCUAGGUGAUUUUGGCUUGGCUACUGUCGUCAAAGGGCCCCUCUAUACUUUGUGUGGCACACCCACCUAUGUAGCACCAGAGAUUGUCGCUGAGACCGGGUAUGGCCUCAAGGUUGACAUUUGGGCAGCUGGUGUCAUCACUUACAUACUGUUGUGUGGCUUUCCUCCUUUCCCUUGCAGCGGUGAAGAUCAGGAGGCUCUCUUUGAACAGCUUUUGGGGGCCCAGCUUGAUUUUCCUGCACCAUACUGGGACAAUGUUUCUGCCACUGCCAAGGCUCUGAUCACUGGGAUGCUACAGGUAGAGGUGGAUCAGAGAUACACGGCUGUACAAGUGCUUGAUCACUGCUGGGUCAAUGACGAUGGUGGGUCAGAGAACAAGCACCAGCUGCCUGUGGCUGGGAAGAUCAAGAAGCACUUCAAUACCGGGCCUAAGCUCAACAGCACCGCUGCAGGAGUUUCAGUCAUUACAACCACGCCGCUUGAUAAGGAGAAGCAAGUUUUCCAACGAAGGCGCCACCAGGAUGGGAAAUCUGCACCCCACCUCCCACACAAUAUUGGUACCGGCACCUCCCGCAUGGCUAACCCCGGCUUCUCCCCUGCUGAGUUCCCCUCUGAGUCUGAGGACUAUUCCCCAAGUUCAGCUGACACUGUUCGUUCACCCACUUCUCCAUUCUAA
Anoplopoma fimbria (sablefish) is the source of this 2256-nucleotide messenger RNA. It is a transcript of the gene dclk1b, whose product is annotated as doublecortin-like kinase 1b. Gene Ontology annotation, molecular function: ATP binding; protein kinase activity. Gene Ontology annotation, biological process: protein phosphorylation; intracellular signal transduction. The transcript has 15 exons. NCBI's taxonomy places the organism in Eukaryota, Metazoa, Chordata, Actinopteri, Perciformes, Anoplopomatidae. The record is from RefSeq and is a predicted model, not a curated record. The coding region runs from base 1 to 2256 and encodes 751 amino acids.